GUUGGGAAAACUAAGGCUCUGAAAGAUAAAGUGAUUGCACAUGCCACACAACUUGUGUCAACUGGGAUUUGAAGCUGAGAUCUGUCUGAUUCUAUUGUGUUCUGUGGCCUUGGGCCUGGUGAUGGAACAGGUGUUGGGGAGAGCAUGCAAGUGAAGGUGGUGUUACAGUUACGAUGCGAGAAGGAGAGCUGAUGUGGAUUAGACCCAGCCAAUUAAGAGGAGAUGGAAGUACAAACUCUUACUUGAAAAACAGCAUCCUGGUGAAUGUUCUGGAAGGAACAGAAGCUCAUUUGUCAUUCACUCAACUGACAGAAACGAUAUUGCGAAAGCUACUCCACUUUAUUUGGGCACAGUUGGGUAUAAAAAGAAGUCUGUGCCUUCUCUGUGUCUUUUAGAGCCUGUGACCGAGUUGAAGAGACAAGACUUGGACUCACUGAGAGGGACUCAUGGAAGCCGCCCACCCACCAGCCGAGCAUCAGCUGAGCCCUGGGGCUGAUGCUUGCCCACACUGCUGAGAAUGGCACCAAGGCCCAGUCUGGCACCAGGACAGAAGUUAACCCAGGACACGCCUGGACAGUGAUCCUGAUGUCUGUUCUGAGCUGCUCACUCAAGGGUGUGAUAACCCCGGUGGGCACCAUGGCUUCUGCCGAGCCCCUGACGGCGCUGUCCCGCUGGUACUUGUACGCCAUCCACGGCUACUUCUGCGAAGUGAUGUUCACGGCGGCCUGGGAGUUCGUGGUGAACUUUAACUGGAAGUUCCCAGGGGUCACGAGCGUGUGGGCCCUCUUCAUCUACGGCACCUCCAUCCUCAUCGUGGAGCGCAUGUACCUGCGCCUUCGGGCACGCUGCCCCCUGCUGGUGCGCUGCCUCAUCUACACACUCUGGACCUACCUGUGGGAGUUCACCACCGGCCUCAUCCUGCGCCAGUUCAACGCCUGCCCCUGGGACUACUCCCAGUUCGACUUUGACUUCAUGGGCCUCAUCACCCUGGAGUACGCCGUGCCCUGGUUCUGCGGGGCCCUCAUCAUGGAGCAGUUCAUCAUCCGCAACACCCUCCGCCUCCGCUUUGACAAGAACGCUGAGCCGGGGGAGCCCGGGGGCCCCCUCGCCCUGGCCAACGGCCACGUCAAGACUGACUGAGUCAUGGGGGGAGCUGGUGGGUGGGGCCCGGGGGUCUCCCAUGGAAUCCAUGGUCAAUGGCCAAGCCCCCCCUGUACAGCACAAGCCCUGCCCCCCUGCCUCCAUAGCCUCCACUGUGGGCUGGUGUUGGGGUCAAGGGUUGGGGUCUGGGGGAUGUUGGGGCAGCAGAGGGACACUGGGGAGGGUCCAUGAACUUUGGCCUAGCUCGGAAGAUGGCGGCCUGCGGCUGGGCAGUGAUGGGGCUACGUGGUUGACUUGGGAAGCAGCAGGCCCUGUCCUUGCUAAGGGUUGUUGAGAAGGGGGUAGAAGUUGAGAGGCAAGGCCUGAACAGGCUUUGGGCUCUGAUGUGAGUGUAGCUGGGCUUUGGCUGGUUCCAUUAGGCAAUAUUCAGGUGCUUGCUUGCAACCAAUACCUCCCUGGGGGCCUGCUGAGCUGUAGCCUAAGGAGAGACUGGGCAGCAGUGCUGGUCUGCAAGGGCUGGGAGGCCUUCCCUUGGCUCCUCUCCCCUCCCCCAGGGCCCCACACUGCUCCCUCUCCCUUCUGGGGCCCCCCUGGUGCUGGAUUCCCACCAACCUUGGGCUUUUGCAGGUUUCAAUCCAUCCCCGUGUGUUCGGUGGCGUUUCCCCCUUUUCUCUCUUACGUUCAAGGCCUUUACCAGUAAGCAGUGCUUUUAUUCUUGUCAGUCACCCCACCCGCCCCCAGCCCCAUCCCCAGCUCCCUCACCAACACAGCAGCUGCCAGUUAAACCCUGAGAGACCCCACCCUUGCCCUCUUGCAGCCUCUCCUCCACUACGCUGGCCUGAUGCCUGGGGAGUUCCCACUCUACGCCUCCCCACCCAGGUCUCCUGGGCUCUGUCAUUGCCCCUGGUGCUUUUCUCCGUGCCCCCUCCCCACAGUGGCCCAGCUGAAAACAAAUGCUACCCUCCAAUGCAUAGUCAGGCCAAGAAAAGUUCUGCAGACCCAUAAUGGGGGACUUAGAGACAGGUCUGUCUGGUGGGGGUAAAGGCAGUUUUCAGUCACCUCUGCCCUGGCUGGAUUAUUUUUACGUCAAUCAGGAGCAAUCAAACUUUCCAGGGGUGGAGGAGCAGGUUGCCGGUGUUAGAGACCCAUGGAGUAUUGAGUGAGCAUUGAAUUCAGCCUUGGAAGGUUCUUUGGAGCAUACAUAGUGGGAAGGGAGCAGUUCUGGUUCUGUUGCCAAACCUGCUUAGGGCUGUCCCCUCUCCCCCCACCUCAGCAAGGCUGCCCCUGUGUGCUUACUCCUGAAACAGUGUUAGCCCUGCCACAUCUUGAGCAUCACCACCGUGGUUGCUCCCCUCCCUGUGACAGGUCCAUUGCUGGCAGUGGACAGGUGAAAUCCUCACUCCAGCCCACCUCUGGCGCUACCCCUACUGCCUGAGAACGCAGCCCAUCCCCUGGUACAUGGUCUCUCGACUAUACUAGAACUCUCUUAGUAGAAAUUAACAUUUCCCUUCAGAUCAUUAAAGAGUAUUGAUAUGAUAAUACACCUAUGGAGAGAAUCUCCUGUUGCUUGCUGUGCAGCUAGAGCUUGCAGACAGCACAGGCCCGGGCAAGUGGGGACGGGAGUGGAGUCCUGGGUCGGGAGAGGCUGGAGAGCCUGACUUGGGCAGGAUUAUUUCCUGCAGUUGGUCCUGCCCAGGCCAGGAUGAAGGGCAUUUCCCAGCCUCUCUUUCCUCAAAUCCAGGGAUUAACUCCAUUCUGCAGGAGCCAGCCCUGCCUUUGAGUUUACUGUGGCUCCACUUCCAGGGCCUUAGGGGUUAUAAGGGGGAAGGGAGGGUAGAUUGCUUUCCUUCUACAGGUAGAGGAGAUUUCAGAGAAUAUCGUUUGGCUCCUCUGUUCCCUCCAGAUCUCUCCCUUUACUCCACGUUAUCUCAGUCUCCUGGUCCCCAGCACCCCUCCAGGCCCCCCACGUGGGCCCCUAGACCACACCAUCCACCUUCACUCCCCCUUCCAUGACUGAGUCUGGUCAGCUUGCCAGUGUCUCCCAGCUUAGGGCCUCCAUGAUUCUCAGCCAGAGCAAGACCUUGGAUGCCCCAUGGGCGUUCACCACUCCAGCUGUGGCCCCGUGGACAUUCCCUGGCACCAUCUCUUCGGGCCCAAUAUGGUCCCAAGUGUAAGAGCUCCUGGAGCAAACCUGCCUGCCAGGAAACUCAGAGUUUCAUCUAGGUGCCCCAUUGCGCCUACUGCCCCUCGUAGGGCAUGGAGACCCCAGCAAAGAGAGGCAGCAACCCACGGCCUGGCCACGGGGUCUGUAGGUUCAGCUCUCACCAGGGGUAGCCCACACUUCAGUUCUUGCUUUUUUUUGGGGGGGGGGGGGAUCUGCAGGGCCCUAAUUCCUUAGUACCCAGGGACUCAAAAUGUGGUGUCAUCCCAGCCCUGCCAAAGCAGCGGGGUACUGGUGGGGAGAGUCUGCUCACUGCUUAUGAACCUCUGGGCCUCUCCACUGGACACAGCAGAAUCUCUGCCUUACAGAUAGCGAUACGCUGCCCUGCAUGGUAGAACUGCUUCUGAUGCCCCCCUCCCCUCCCUGGAUCCUGUCCCCUCUCUGAUGCCAGUGAGGCACAAUGGCCUAUGCUUAUUCACAGCAAUAAUACCCAGGGGGUGCCCGUGAUGUCCUUUUGUCCCUCGCUCUGUAUGGGUCUCUUGGGGAGGCAGCCACUGAGUGGGUCAGUUCAUGAAAACCUGUCUUUAUGAAGCUUUGGACUGUGCAGCCACCAUCAUCACAGGAUGCAGAAAGGAGAGAGGCUCCCAGCCUUGAGAAGCUUGUGGCCAAGGCAGGGAGAGUGAGUGCCUUCCACCCUGAGGCCACCCAGACCUGGAGAAGCUGCAGGCCCCGACUCUGCACAAGGGCCUUUGAAGUGGGUGGGACUGUCUGCGGGCAGCGCUUCAGAAGGACACGUGCUUGGUGUGUGCACCCAUCGCCUGCUCUGUAUCUCCCUCCGUUGGUCUCUAUGUCUCUUCCUUUUCACAUCCGUGCACAUAAAAUAUACUGGUGUUUGUGUUCCA
Molecule: messenger RNA, 4164 nt
Organism: Choloepus didactylus (southern two-toed sloth)
Lineage: Eukaryota; Metazoa; Chordata; Mammalia; Pilosa; Megalonychidae
Gene: TMEM229B
Product: transmembrane protein 229B
Exons: 4
Coding region: 496-1140 (214 amino acids)
Source: RefSeq, a predicted model, not a curated record